AUGGAACACCCACGACUGAAGGAUUUUACGGAGGGAUAUGAUGAUGAUCUCCUUGCUUUGCAAGAACAGUUCCAGAGGGAAGCUGCACUGAGCAAGCCAGCUGCGAAGGUCCUGCGAUCGAGCUCCUCAAGAUCACCACCCAUCAUAAAACCAGCAACAUCCGAACCACCACCCUCCGAGGCACCUAAACGCAAUGUUACGUUCGAGCCCACCCAAAACUCCGAACCCAAAAUCGAGCGCUUCCGCUUCAAUCCUGUCGACCAACCCGUUCCAGUCCCCGUGAUCCCCUCUGCACCCGGCGGUGGCUUCUCGCUCAUCAAGGAGAUCGUGGAGCGUCCGACAAGUAAGGAUGUCCGUGCGCCUGAUGCGAGUCAGAGUCCGUCGGGUUUUCCGGAACCGAGCAAGAAGAAGACGUCGUUGUGGAAGCAUCGGCAGGAAGCGAAGGCGAAGGCAGCGGCGGUCGUGGGCGAGACCGCUACUCCUCCAGCUGCAUCCGCUACGAAAGAGAAUCAGAGCGGUAUUGGUGCCGUCGGUCCAACGACCCUCGGCGGACUCGGACCCCGCGUCGGGACGCAACUCGGCGCCGACGCCCUAAUCCGCGAAGAAAUGGAUGCCGAGAAUCGAUUGAAGCUAGCCGAGAUGUCAACAGACGAGAUCAUGGCAGAGCAAAAGGAACUAAUGGAACGUUUCGGACAGGGGCUGCUGGAAAAGUUGAAGAACAGGAAGAAGGCGAGGAUUGUGGAGACGGGUGGGGAUGUGCCGGGGUUGGAGGUGAAGUUGCCCGAGGAAGAAGAGAGAGCGGCGAAGCCAGUGACCUUCGAUGAGGUGGCAUUCCCGGGCGACAUCGCCGCCGCCGACCCAGCUCUCAAUCCCCCACCACCCCAACUAUCCUCCGAAAGCGACCUGCCGGAAUCCAUAAAGGCGCACUUCCCCCAACCUCCCCCCUCAACGACCGCCCCAAUUCCUGAAUCCGCCCUCCUCGACCCCAACGACCCAAACUUCACCGAGGAACUCCACGCAAAGUACUUUCCCAAUCUCCCCCACGAUCCCACGAAACUCUCCUGGACACUCCCUGCCUCAAAGGAAGAAGAUGAAGGGCAGUACCACCCCUCGCAAGACAGCGUUCUGCCGGCUGAGAUGAGGUUCGAUUUCAACGGAAACCUCCUCAGCCCGCGUCAAAGUCGAGAAAUCCCGGUGAACAUCGGAUUACACCACCACGGCGACGCACCCACCGCAGCAGGCUACACCGUCCCCGAACUAGCCCACCUCGCCCGCUCGACCUUCCCCUCCCAAAAAGCAUUCGCGAUCCAAACUUUGGGACGCAUUUUAUGGAAAAUCGGCUCCGGAGUGUAUGGUGACGAAAUCGGAGGGAUGGUAUGGGAAAUCGCGGAGAUUGCCAAAGCGACGGAGAUUAUUGAUGCAGAAGCGGCGAAGGAGGGUGGACAUUUGACGGUGAAGGCGGUUGCUGUUGAGGCGGCGUGGAUGUGGACGAAUAGCGGGGGGAGAGAGAGAUAUGGGAGGAAUUUGUCGCGGUAG
Molecule: messenger RNA, 1536 nt
Organism: Saitoella complicata NRRL Y-17804
Lineage: Eukaryota; Fungi; Ascomycota; Saitoellomycetes; Saitoellales; Saitoellaceae
Exons: 1
Coding region: 1-1536 (511 amino acids)
Biological process (GO): transcription by RNA polymerase II
Cellular component (GO): nucleus
Source: RefSeq, a predicted model, not a curated record